Messenger RNA from Dicrocoelium dendriticum, 1226 nucleotides. Lineage: Eukaryota; Metazoa; Platyhelminthes; Trematoda; Plagiorchiida; Dicrocoeliidae. The record is from the annotation of a GenBank genome assembly.
GCUAGAACCUGUCUCCUGUUUAGGAAUUAUUUUCUGGCCCCUCCGGUUUAAUAAAUAAAUAAGUUUGUAUAUUUACCGACGGACGGUACACGGCCCCAUAAGUGGUCUUAUCCUUAGAUUUUAAAGUACACGGAGCUUAGUAAGGACCUCUGAAUUUCCUUUUGAAGUCCCUAUCCAUUCAGUUACCACUUUACCUCAUAUACAUUCAUAAACUCUUGUUAAAUAUGAACCUGGCGUACUUUUGUUUUUUAUAGCCCGGUGCGGUCAAUUACUACCGACGUUAUGCUUGAUCCGUGUAACUGGGGCAUGGGAUAACCUUCGAACAAUGAAAAACUCCAUCAGUCAGUUCCGAUCGAUACUGCAUCUAUGCGAUCGCAUCGUAAUCUACCUCUUCAUCGCUGGCUCCUAUACUCCUUGGCUUGUUCUUCGUGACUUUAAUGCCGCAUGGGGUUGGUUCACCUUGUGUUUCGUUUGGCUAGCAGCCAUUUCGGGGAUUGUUUUCCAAUACAUUUAUCAUGAAAGAUGCACAUGGCUUAACCUGGCGGUCUACCUUGCCCUCAGUUUGUUUCCAGCCUGUACGAUUUUGAACAUGCACGAAUGGUCCGGUAUUCAUUUGCUGUGCCUUGGCGGGUUGACCUAUGUCUUAGGUAUCGUUUUCUUCAAAAUGGACGGUCGAAUUCCAAUGGCACAUGCGAUAUGGCAUUGCUUUGUGUUCGUCGGUGCUGGACUGCAUUUUUGCGCUGUCGACCGUUUUCUUCUCGUCCACUGACACAAUAUGUUGCAUUUCUCACACCGUACUAGCUAGCCUAUCAUCGUACCCGCGGCCGGUCUUCCAGCACUCAUGCAUAACAUUCAGGACUAGAUUUUCACAAUUAGUUGUUUGGUUUUUGUCUUUUAACAUUAUGUUAUUUUUCGAGCUUACUUUUUGAGAUCUCGUGUAGCUUUCUAGCAUCCUUUUACGUUCGAGUCAUGGGCGGUUUUUGUUUUCGCUCUUUCUUUGUUGCAUGACAUGUCUAUCACUUGAAGUGACCGCACUCCUCCGCACUGUGUUUCCUCGUCUUUUCUCGUUUUACUGGUACUGUUCUGUUGCUGACACAACCCCUGACUACCUCGACCUUUGCUUCUACCUGACCCAAUUUUUCCCACCGUCAUCUUUGUUUCUUUCGCUGUCAUAGAAGAAGGGAAGAUGUCCUUCUAAUGAAAACAAUCACCGCCCUUACUUAUUA